Molecule: messenger RNA, 2097 nt
Organism: Cryptococcus deneoformans JEC21
Lineage: Eukaryota; Fungi; Basidiomycota; Tremellomycetes; Tremellales; Cryptococcaceae
Product: expressed protein
Exons: 8
Coding region: 84-2078 (664 amino acids)
Biological process (GO): regulation of transcription by RNA polymerase II
Cellular component (GO): mediator complex; core mediator complex
Molecular function (GO): transcription coregulator activity
Source: RefSeq, a predicted model, not a curated record
CUUUUCUCAAUAUCAUUUCUUCGCAAACAACAAGGCCGAAAAGAAACCUGGUUAAAUAAACUGCGAGUGACAAGAGAUACGUCAUGAACGGCAUUUCGGAGCAAAGAUCCUCACCAAAAACGGUAUUUGAAGAUCUUCGACUAUCAAUCGACCCAACCACUAUCCGCCUUGCACUAGGUGAAAAACCUGUGAAAUCCAUUGAUCCAGAUGGAACUAUUGCUUAUGAUGAGACCAAAACACCUGACGCAAAGCUCACGGAGCAGCUGGAAAGAAUAUGGAACGAAUACCCGAAUGGCUUGCUUGAACUCACAGAACGAAAGCUCGAAAGAUUGCCUCCCGAUGAGGACGCAGUCAAGCCCCAAGGAGAGGGCGUUGACGAGGAAAAGAAACGCGAUCCGUUCAGUAUGAUGACAUAUGAAGAAAUGGAAAAGUUGAGGUCCGAGAUAUUUCUGCAACUUAAUGAUGCUCGCAAUGAACUCUGGUUCGUCCUUGAGCUCGCCAAAACACUUUCAUCAUCUUCCUCGUUCACUACCCAGCCUCCUCCGCCUCCUGCCGCACUCCAUCAGAAGAAAGGCAAGGCCAAGCCAGCUCCUCCAGCUCCAACUACCCUUCCGUCCAUCCCCGGAGAGCCACCCAUCCUACCUCCCGGAACAUUCUCCACUACCCCAUCUGAUUUCCCCAUUAAACCUCCUCACGCACAAAUAUACGAGCUAGAGCGGUUGCUUCAAGCGAAACGGAUCGCAUUAAACGAGUGUCAGGGGCUAAUCGAUGGAGCAGUAGGAGAGCUGAGGUUGAUGGCUCAUGCUGGUGAUAGAUUUUGGAAAGAUAUCAGGAAUUUGAAAGAGGGUGAAGGAGGGAGAGGCCAGUGGGCGGUGGUGCCUAAGCCUGAUUUUGGCAGAGUCGGUGGAGAAGGAGAAAAGGCCAAGGAUGUGGUCAUUCCUUACGCAAUCGAUGAAGCGCCGAGUGGAACACGUGCAAGAUGUCUUGCCGGUUUCGACCUGGACCCAACGAAGAAAGACGGCCUAACUUUUGGAGAUCGCCAUCAUCUGCGGCUUCGAGCUACUCUCAGAGAUGACUCUGGUGCGGUAAUAUCGUCAACCCCUGUGAAGGUCGAGGACCAGUCAGACGUACGAGCUAUGAUGGAGGCUGCGCAGAUGGAAGCCUUCGAUGAGGAUCUUUUCAAUGAAAUUCGUUUUGCGGCUGCUAGAAUACCUAAGAACGAAACUGAACCACAACGCGUCUCUUUCCCUGUGGCCGACAAAAUUCUCUCAUUUGAGCUUUAUGACACAAGGUCUCUGCCUUCCUCACCUACAUCAUCUAUCUGUGAUAUCAUAGUAUCCUCCACCCGUCUUAGUCUCCUCAACAUUCAUAGACAACGCAAAAUCAACCUCGUCGCACCUUCCCAAAAUUUUGCAUCCCCUAUACCGUCCAUCCUACUACCUAUCAUCGAUACCUUACGCUUCAGACAGUUGUGUAGUUUGGUGAGCUCGACGUUGAAUGGAUUUGAUAGGACGCUACGUGAUGCGGGAUUGGACUCGAGGAUGGAAAAGAGAAUGUUAAAGGAUGGACAGGAUGAAAUAAAAGAAAUGCGGGCGGUUUUGCUAGGUAAGAGAGGUGCGGAAGUCCUGACUGGAGAAUAUUCAUUAGGGAUUGAUGACAGCUAUAUUAUCACCAUCAAUAUUUCUGCGCCUUACAACACCAUUGUCUACCUUUCAAGCAUUUCCUUUCCUCUAGCAAACCCAGAUGAGCUGUCACAAGUUGUGUCUGACGACCUUUCGGUUCAACUUCUUAGGCUUGCGUCCCGACACUUACAUGGAAAACUUGCUGAUGAACACAAGAAAGGGCUGUACUUUGAUUCUUUGGAAGAAGUCAUCAGGAUUGGCGAGACUGGUUUGCUCAGAUUGUCAAUACCAGCUUCUUUUCAUACUAUCUACGGUAGCGUUGAAUCUGACUGGAUCAGCGUCCAGGCGUACGACUCAAGACAGUCAGACAUAACCGUCUUUGCGUGGCUGGAUACAGUGACGCACGCGAUUGAAAGUAGCUUGUCGAGCAAUGGGUCAACUACGCAAGUUCGUUGACGAACUGGGCGGCAGCAGA